AUGGCAGAAGAUCGAAAUCAAAUUACCGAAGAAAAAACAAAAUCAAUAUUUCGUGAUUUGACGGCCGAUGAUCCAGAGCCGGAAACUACAGAGAUAGAGAGUCUCUGUAUGAAUUGUGAGAAAAAUGGUGUUACCAGAUUACUUCUAACAAAGAUUCCACAUUACAAAGAUAUUGUGGUGAUGUCUUUUGAUUGUGAACACUGUGGAUUCCAAAAUAAUGAGAUACAAAAUAGUGGAAAGAUUGCAGAGAAAGGAAUUAGAAUAAAACUGCAAGUUAAAACUCCUAGGGAUCUAAAUCGUCAGGUAGUUAAAUCAGAUUACACUGGUGUAAAAAUUCCAUCCUUGGACUUUGAGAUUCCAUCUAGAUCACAGAAAGGAGAGAUUACAACAAUUGAGGGAAUUAUAGAAAGAACUAUUAAUGGAUUAGAACAGGAUCAAUCUGAAAGGAGAGAAAAAUAUCCAGAUGCUGCAACACAAAUUGAUCAGUUUCUUGAGAGGCUAAGAAAGCUGAAAUCUUUAAAAGAAUCUUUUACUAUGAUAUUCGAAGAUAUAUCAGGGGAAUGCCACGUAGAAAAUCCAAAAGCACCAUUGAAGGAUGACGAAUGUAUUACAGUGCAAUUUAGAAGAACGACAGAGCAAGAUCAUAUUUUAGGAAUUUACUCUGAGAAUACAGAUGAUACUUUGUUGAAACCUAUACAAGAGGGAGAAUAUACUCUAGAGCAAAUUGAAGGAGAAGUGCUUUCUUUCAGAACAAAUUGUCCAGAGUGUAAUUGCCCAUGUGAAACCAACAUGAAAUUAACCAAAAUUCCACACUUUAAGGAAGUUGUAAUUAUGGCAACGGUUUGCGAAUCUUGUGGACAUAGAACGAAUGAAGUUAAGAGCGGAGGAGGUAUCGAACCUAUGGGAGUAAAGAUAGAAGUAAUGGUUGCAAGAAAAGAAGAUUUCAGCCGCGAUUUGUUGAAAUCCGAAACUUGUCAUAUGCAAAUUCCCGAAUUGGAAUUAGAAAUUGGUCCUGCUGCCUUAGGUGGACGUUUUACCACAGUAGAAGGUAUUUUGGUAGCAAUAAAAGAACAAUUGUCAUCAUCGACAGCUUUCAGCGGUGAUAGUAGCGAUCCAGAAACUGUCAAACGGAUGAAAGUCUUCAUAUCUCACUUAAAUGAGGUUUUAGAGGGAAAACGGAAGAUCACUCUUGUAUUAGAUGAUCCAGCAGGCAACAGUUACAUUCAAAGUCUUUCAGACGAAGGUUUAGAUAGCGAUUUGAAAAUCACUAAAUAUGAAAGAAGCUUUGAUCAAAAUGAAGAACUUGGAUUGAACGAUAUGAAAGUUGAAGACUACUAA
Molecule: messenger RNA, 1338 nt
Organism: Heterotrigona itama
Lineage: Eukaryota; Metazoa; Arthropoda; Insecta; Hymenoptera; Apidae
Source: the annotation of a GenBank genome assembly